AUGAAAAAUGCAUCAAAACCGUCAAAGCGUCUGGAUUUACAAGGAAUUCGAGGAUUGGCUAUAUUAGUUGUUAUUGCAUUUCAUUUUUAUCCUGAAUACUGUCCAAAUGGAUAUCUUGGAGUUGACCAAUUCUUCGUCCUCUCCGGCUUCCUAAUGUGUAUGCUUCUGAAACGUGCUGAAAACCAAUCUUCUUGUCAGCUCGCCACCAUUUUUUACUCCCGAAGGUUCAAAAGAAUCCUCCCUCUUUAUCUCCUUAUCAUUCUAAUCUCCAUGAUAUCUCUCUUCCUAUUUUUCCCGGAUACCGCAAUUGAAACUAAUCAAGGAUCCGCGAUUCAAGCUCUUCUUUUCGCUUCAAACCGCCCAAAAACUGAUGAUGAAGAUUAUUUUCAAGCGGUAAUUCAAAAAAAAAAAAGUUUUGAAGUUCGAAUUUUUGAUUUUCAGCUCUCCAUGGCCGUCGACGUUUUCACCCAUACCUGGUCCCUCUCCGUUGAAAUUCAAUUUUAUUUUUUGGUUCCUUUCAUUUUUCUUCUAGCAACCAAAAUUUCAGAAAAGUUGCAAUAUAGCUACUAUAGUAUUAUAGGUAAUACAUUUUCAGAUUUUUUUUUCAAAUUUCUCAAAAUUCCAGGUAUUUUUUCCUAUUUUUUCUUCUUUACCUCCCCGGAAACUGAAGCAUUUAACAGUGUUUUUGCGAGAAUUUGGCAGUUUUUGAUAGGAAUGGUUGUCUAUCUUUUAUCAACUUCUAAUUUGAAAAUCACUGGUUAUCAGAUGCUCUCAGAAGAAAAAGAAGGGCUUCUAUUAGAAGACGAAAAAGCUCAAGAAUCGGAAUUUUCAGUUUUUGUAAAACCAAUUUCAUAUUUUAUAUUGGCAAUGCUGGUUUUUAUCACCGGAACUCCAAUAGAGUUACCAGCGAACUUUGUGAGAGUGACAUUAGGCACCAUUCAUCACAAUUUCAACUGGCCUCCUAAUGCUAAUUUCUGUCAAAAUGCCAUUUUAUCCAAUCGAUUUCUAACCUACAUCGGAGAUAUCUCCUAUUCUCUUUAUCUCAUUCAUUGGCCAAUUUAUGCGUACUGGAAGUUGACCUACGACGGGGAUAGUUACAAACUGUUUGGUGCCCUUCUAGCAUCUUUAAUCUUGGCCGUUUUUUUGUUUGAGACAUUUGAAAAGUGGUAUUUGAAACUGUCGAAUUCACAUAUUGGAAUUAUGAUUGUUAUACUUUUCUUUUUGAAUGCAGUAGUUAUCAACAAAGAUGAAAUCAUGGAUAUUCUGGAUGGAAGUGAACGAAGAAGUUUUGGAAGAUUGGAUAGUGUUACAGAGAAUAUGACACUUGACGACGCAGCUCGACUGAAUAUUGAUUGGAGUGCUCAUGAUGGUAAACUUUUGAGGGUCCCGACGUGUGAAUAUGAGACAAAAUCUCAGAUGGGUUGGUGUAAACACAAGGGCCUCCCGGGAAACGGAAAAUACAAAAUUAUGAUAUUUGGAAACAGUUGGGCUGCUAAUCACGCCACAAUGAUCUAUCAGGAAUGUGGGGAAAAAGCAAAAGUCUUGUUGCAAGGAUCUGCAAAAGGCUGCGAGCCAUUAUACCCAACCAAAUUCUCAGAUUCGCAGGAUUUAACCGAAAAGUGUAAAGGGAAUUUCACAUAUUUCGAGGAGAGGAUAAGACAGGAACAACCGGAUUAUGCAUUUUUAUUGACUAGAUUCUUCUCGAUUGCUGACCCUAGCAAUGCAUCAAACAUCCAGGAUGACCCCAUUUACAAAAUUAUGAAAACCCAAAUGCUCAACUUCAUCAAAAACAUAAAAUACAAACUAUACAUUCUGGACGCUUUGCCACGUCAUCAUCGGAAAAUUUUUGACAUUGUUCCAUUGCUCAAAAAUCAUACAGCACCCGAGAAAAUUGAUUAUUUUAGCAAAAAUGGAAAUUUUCAGAAACUAAUGAUAAAGCCGGACAACUUCGAAAUGGCGCGUAAAAGACAUGCUCAACUGAUCAAGGAUUGUAAUCUGGAAAUUCCAGAAAAAUGCGUUUUAGUGGAUUAUAAACCAGAAUUUUUCAACGAAUCUACUAAUACAUAUCGAUAUUUUGAUGAGAAAGGAAUCUCUUAUUGGACCCAGGGACACCAUUUAUCACCUCAUGGAAUUGAACAUGUCAGACAUGUAUGGACGGAUAUUUGUAGAAAAUUGUGA
Messenger RNA from Caenorhabditis briggsae, 2178 nucleotides. Gene Ontology annotation, molecular function: acyltransferase activity, transferring groups other than amino-acyl groups. The transcript has 11 exons. Gene Ontology annotation, biological process: polysaccharide biosynthetic process. NCBI's taxonomy places the organism in Eukaryota, Metazoa, Nematoda, Chromadorea, Rhabditida, Rhabditidae. Gene Ontology annotation, cellular component: membrane. The record is from RefSeq and is a predicted model, not a curated record. Bases 1 to 2178 code for a protein of 725 amino acids.